AUGCAAGAGGAUACACAAAUCAAAGUGAUCAAAACAGAGAAGGUUGGUGAAAGGUACAAUGUUUACAUUGGCUGCAAGUACUCCACGAGUUAUAGAGACAAGAUCGCUUACCAAGGAAAAGAGAACGCAAACAGCAAAGCCGCUGAUCUGUACAAGGACAACAUUCGUGUGGACAGACUUGUGGACAAAGAUGCAGCCAACCGCCAUCACGGCAGAAGCGAAGCCAAGAGGACUUAUACUCAGCUCCCACCUAGUGGAAAAAAAUGUCCCUUCCGAUUCCUCCUUGUUCUAAUUCCAGGAAAGCACUGGUACAUUAGAUUCACAGAAAAGUCGAAAGGUUGUCACAAUCACAAGAGGAUUCCAAUUUCAGAACAGAAUCGGCCAUUGUCAUCCUUUUCCAAAGAAGAAUUGAAGCAAGCUGCGAGAUUCAGUCAAUUGACCCAUUCUGGAGCUGCAGUCACUCUCACACAGGAGCUCACUGGAGCAAAAGUAACUGCUGCGCAAUUGGAUUACAACAGGAAGAAGGUUGAGGGUCGCAAUCCCAAUAGAGCACCAAAAACACAGGCUGAGGAAUUGAUUCAUUAA
Seminavis robusta is the source of this 585-nucleotide messenger RNA. The record is from the annotation of a GenBank genome assembly. Lineage: Eukaryota; Bacillariophyta; Bacillariophyceae; Naviculales; Naviculaceae.